This is a messenger RNA of Acanthosepion pharaonis, 3420 nucleotides long. The record is from the annotation of a GenBank genome assembly. Lineage: Eukaryota; Metazoa; Mollusca; Cephalopoda; Sepiida; Sepiidae.
UUGCCUGUAACUCUCUCUUUCUCUCUCUUCCCUAUCUUCUUCGCUAUCUAUCUAUCUAUCUAUCUAUCUAUCUAUCUAUCUAUCUAUCUCAAUGAUUCCCAACAGUGGGGCAUGAUAGAUAAUCUAUCUAUCUAUCUAUCUAUCUAUCUAUCUAUCUAUCUAUCUAUCUAUCUAUCUAUCUAUCUCAUUCUGUACAUUAUCUAUCUAUCUAUCUAUCUAUCUAUCUAUCUAUCUAUCUAUCUAUCUAUCUAUCUAUCUCAUUCUGUUCAUUAUCUAUCUAUCUAUCUAUCUAUCUAUCUAUCUAUCUAUCUAUCUAUCUAUCUAUCUCAGUCUGUUAUCUAUCUAUCUAUCUAUCUAUCUAUCUAUCUAUCUAUCUGUCUGUCACCAUUUCUUUCACUAUCACCUCUUUCUUUCUUUCUUUCUUUCUUUCUUUCUUUCUUUCUUUCUUUCUUUCUUUCUCAAAUAUUUUCAUUUACUCUUUCAGUCAUUCUAUUUCUUCUGUUUUCCCUUCAUAUGUUUUUCUUUCUUUUUCUUUCUUUCUUUUUUCAAAUGAUUCGUUCACUUUUUCAUUCGCGCUAUUUCUUCAUUCUUUUUCUUUUCACUCUAUUAAUUCUUUUAUUUCUUGCCUUCCUUCUUUAUUUUCAUUCAUUUCUUUAUUCUUUCUUAAUUUCUAUAUUUGUUUUCUUUCUUUCUUUCUUUCUUUCUUAUUUAUUUUCUUUCUUUUCUUUUUCUUUUAACCCAUUUUUUUUACUCAGUUUCCUUCUGUUAUCGUUUCUUUCUUUAUUAGAGCUUUCUAUUUUGUUAGCCUUUUUUACUCCUUUUCUUCUUCGUCUUCAUUUCUUUCUUUCUUUCUUUCUUUCUUUCUUUCUUUCUUUCUUUAUUUCUUUCUUUCUUUCUUUCUUUCUUAACCCAUUUUUUUACUCAGUUUCCUUCUGUUAUCCCCUUUUUUACUCCUUUUUCUUCCUCGUCUUCAUUUCUUUCUUUCUUUCUUUCUUUCUUUCUUUCUUUCUUUCUUUCUUUCUUUCUUUCUUUCUUAACCCAUUUUUACUCAGUUUCCUUCUGUUAUCGUUUCUUUCUUUUAUUAGAGCUUUCUAUUUUGUUAGCCUUUUUUUACUCCUUUUUCUUCCUCGUCUUCAUUUCUUUCUUUCUUUUUCUUUCUUUCUUUCUUUCUUUCUUUUCUUUCUUAACCCAUUUUUACUCAGUUUCCUUCUGUUAUCGUUUCUUUCUUUAUUAGAGCUUUCUAUUUUGUUAGCCUUUUUACUCUUUUCUUCCUCGUCUUCAUUUCUUUCUUUCUUUCUUUCUUUCUUUCUUUCUUUCUUUCUUAACCCAUUUUUUACUCAGUUUCCUUCUGUUAUCGUUUCUUUCUUUAUUAGAGCUUUCUAUUUUGUUAGCCUUUUUUACUCCUUUUCUUCCUCGUCUUCAUUUCUUUCUUUCUUUCUUUCUUUCUUUCUUUCUUUCUUUCUUAACCCAUUUUUUACUCAGUUUCCUUCUGUUAUCGUUUCUUUCUUUAUUAGAGCUUUUUCUAUUUUGUUAGCCUUUUUUACUCCUUUUCUUCCUCGUCUUCAUUUCUUUCUUUUCUUUCUUUCUUUCUUUCUUUCUUUCUUAACCCAUUUUUUACUCAGUUUCCUUCUGUUAUCGUUUCUUUCUUUAUUAGAGCUUUCUAUUUUGUUAGCCUUUUUUACUCCUUUUCUUCCUCGUCUUCAUUUCUUUCUUUCUUUCUUUCUUAACCCAUUUUUUACUCAGUUUCCUUCUGUUAUCCCUUUUUACUCCUUUUCUUCCUUGUCUUCAUUUUUUCUUUCUUUUUUCUUAACCCAUUUUUUUACUCAGUUUCCUUCUGUUAUCGUUUCUUUCUUUAUUAGAGCUUUCUAUUUUUUAGCCUUUUUACUCUUUUCUUCCUCGUCUUCAUUUCUUUCUUUCUUUCUUUCUUUCUUAACCCAUUUUUUACUCAGUUUCCUUCUGUUAUCGUUUCUUUCUUUAUUAGAGCUUUCUAUUUUGUUAGCCUUUUUUACUCCUUUUCUUCCUCGUCUUCAUUUCUUUCUUUCUUUCUUUCUUAACCCAUUUUUUACUCAGUUUCCUUCUGUUAUCCCUUUUUUACUACGUUCCUUCAUCGUUCUUUCUUUCAUUCUUUCUUUCUUUUUUUUCUUUCCUUUUAUUUUUACUUUCCUAACAUUCUUUUUUUCCUUCUUUCUUUUCUAUUUUAUUAGCCUUCUUUCUUUCUUUCAUUAUUUCUUUCUCCUUCCUUACUCCUUUUCUUUCUCGUCUUCAUUUCUUUCUUUCUUUCUUUCUUUCUUUCUUUCUUUCUUUCUUUCUUUCUUAUCCAUGUUCUUAUUUCCAUGCUCAUAUUCUCUUUUUUUUUUUAAAUCAUUGUUCUCAUUUUUUGUUUCUUUGUUACUUUCAUUCAUUCCUUUUUCUUUCUUUCUUUCUUUCUUUCUUCAAUUCAUUUAUUCAACUAUUUAUACUUUUGUGCUUUAUUUCUCCCUAUUAUUAUACUUCUUUCUUCCUUCCUUCCUUCCUUCCUUCCUUCCUUCCUUCCUUCCUUCCUUCCUUCCUCUAAACUAUAUCUUUCAAUAUCUCAUCCUGUUUUCCUCUAUCUUUCAUUUAUUGUUGAAAUCCUUUCUUUUUAUUCUUUCUUUCUUUCUUUCUUUCUUUCUUUCUUUCUUUCUUUCUUUCUUUAAACUAUAUCCUUCAAUAUCUCAUCCUAUUUUCCUGUAUCUUCCAUUUAUUGUUGACAGCAUUUCUUUGUCCAUUUCUUUUUUGUUUUUUGUUUUUAUAAAACCAUUUCUCCUUAUAUUUUUCUGCUGUCUUUCAAUUCUUUCUCCAUUUCUUUUUUCAUUCUUUCUUUCUCCAAUUCUUCUUUUUUCUUUCAACCAUUUUUUUCUGCUUUUCAUUUUCGUUUCAAACAUUUCUUUCUUUGUUGUUUUCUUUCGUCCUUUCUUUGACCGAUUUCUUUCACCAUCUCCUCAUAUUUCCACACUGUUUUUCAUCCAUGUUUUUAAAAUCAUUCCUAUUUCUUUCUUUCUUUCUUUCUUUCUUUCUUUCUUUCUUUCUUUCUUUCUUUCUUUCUUUCUUUGCUUUGUCUUUUUCAUUUAUUCUUUAAGUCAUUUCUUUCUCCAUUUUUUCUUCCUUGCUCCCUUCCAUCGUUUUUCUUUCUUUUAUUUGUUUAAAUCAUUUUUUUCUUUCUUUUUUUAUUUAUUGUUCAACCAUUACAAUUCAUAUUUUCCUCCUUCUUUUCUCAUAUUUCUCAUCUUUAUUUCAUUUUUCUUUCUUUCUUUCCUUCAUUCUUUCUUUCUUAGUUUUUUCUUUCUUUCUUUAAACCAUUUCUUUCACUAUCUCAUAUUGUUCUUGUCUUGCAUUUUGUGUUUAAAUCAUUUCUUUCUUUCUUUCUUUCUUUCUUUCUUUCUUUCUUUCUUUCCUUCAUAA